Messenger RNA from Rhincodon typus (whale shark), 5450 nucleotides. RefSeq lists its product as uncharacterized. The record is from RefSeq and is a predicted model, not a curated record. Gene Ontology annotation, molecular function: zinc ion binding. The transcript has 10 exons. Lineage: Eukaryota; Metazoa; Chordata; Chondrichthyes; Orectolobiformes; Rhincodontidae. Bases 238 to 2379 code for a protein of 713 amino acids.
AAGAGCUGUAAAUAUAUAAUUACUAAUAAAUCCAAUCAGGAAUUCAGCAGAAACAUCUUUUAUCUUGUGAAUCAUUGGAAUAUGGGACUUGCUACCACAAGGACUAGUUGGGAAGCACAAGGGACAACCCGGAAUGAAAUGAGGAUACUACCGGAAUCCGGGACCCGGAACUCCUACCGUGUAACACCAGGGCCAGGUAACUAGGCAACAGCGGGAGUCUGGGCCCACAGUUGGAGGAUGUUCAGGAGAAGUGGACUGGGGAGUUCUGCUCUGGCAAGAGCCCAAGCUCAGCUCUCUGGACAGAGAAUAUCAGGAAUCUUCGAAGACUCUGGGGACGAACUGCGGGAAUAUAUGAGCGCACUGUAUAAGAAAAACAAUACCCUGAAGGUUAAUCCAUUCAACUUGCAUGAAGUUAGUGAUUUAAGUGAUUUUUCAACAGAGGAUACUGUAGACAAAGAAUGGAAGGAGAAUCGAUAUUCAAAAACUGCAGCCACUGUAAUGCCAGUAGAAGGCAUCAGGGAGCUGACAUUGACAGGCAGUCGGUUUUUGAAGAAACCAAACAAACUGGCAGUAUCACAAAGUCCUACCAUGAGCAAGAGCAUGUUGAAGAAAGCUAAUGAGAUAAACACAAGAAAACCGAGUACUGCCUCUGUGUUGAGCAGAUCCUCCAGUGCUACACUUGCCAGACUGGCACAAAUAGAAAGCAGAAUCAUGAACAGAAGACUGAAUGCAUGCACGAUCGAUUCUGAUGAGUAUUUGUGCAGUUCUGACGAAAAGCAGAUUUCGCCCAAGUCAAGCAGUGAGUUAAGUGGAAAAGGGAGCAGGUUCUUGAAGAGAACAGCAAAUACUGCAACAAAGCAGGAGACCAAUGUCAGGGAUCUGAAGAAAGAAAUUGGAUCUUCAAAGAAAGACCAGCAGAAUGGACAUCCUAGAUCUCCAGGCAAAGUGGUUGUGGUCGACAGUGAUGAGGAGGAAGUGAAAAGGAUGCUAAGAGGCUCCUUUAAACUUACUGAUGAAAGUGAACUUACAAAACAAUCACACAAGGCUCCACAACAUGGUUCCAAAUUACAUAACCAGUCUAUCAUGAGAAACCACCAGAGGAGCCCGUUGAGAAUGCCCUCACCACCCAGUGUGGGUACCCCUCUGAGCCAGUCUCCACGGAUGAAGUUUGUAAAACGGCAUCCAUUUUCCCCAUCUGAACAAAGUGAGAUUAAAUCUCUGGAUGAGCUCUUUACUGAGCCCUCUGUUGCUGAGGAUCUGAAAAAUCUUGACAGUGAAUCCUCUAAUGGUCAGUAUCUUGUUAUAAAUUUCAGUAACACAGCAGCACGCAUUUUAGGGAGCCCCGAAAUGAACAUGGCAACUGGUUUAGCCCAGGAGGCUUUAGGGGAGGAAUUAACCUGUGCUAUUUGUCUAGAGAUUUACACAGACCCUGUGAUACUCAACUGUAAACACAGCUUCUGUCGAAGCUGCAUAGAGGAGACCUGGAACGAUACAGCUGCAGCCCCUUACUGCUGUCCCGAAUGUAGAGCAGAGUACACCGAGAGACCCGGCCUUGAGAGGAACUUUAAAUUGGCGAAUAUCGUUCAGAAAUACCUGGCUCUGGAGCUGUCUCAGGAUGCUGUUCUGUGUAACUACUGCACUGAGAAACUGCGUCCGGCAGUGAAGACCUGCCUGAAGUGUGAAGCUUCCAUGUGCCCAGAACAUCUCAGACAUCACACAGAGAGUUCUGUGUUUAAAAGCCAUCUCCUUGUAGAUCCCACUGCAGACGUAUCCCAGUGGAAAUGUUCAGAACACCAAGAGCUGCUGAAGAUUUACUGUAAGGACGAUAAGGUGUGUGUCUGCACCCUCUGCACUGUGUUUGGAAAACACAAGGGUCACAACUGUGGGAGCAUCAGCGAGGGAGAGAAGGAGCUCAGGAAUCAUUUACAACAUCAGCUUCAGAAGAUUCGCAACAAUGUUGAAGCAGUUCAACUUGCUCUGAAUGACCUUCACAAGGAGAAGAAGAAUGCACAGGAGCAGUUGUUAGUGGUCUGUAUGGCUAAUUACUGGUACUUUGAUUUUAGUCAAUCAAUCGCACUACAAAUGGGGAAUCCGAUCCUCCGAUCUGCACUCCUGCACUCAACAUUGACUGCAUACAGUCCUGCUAGCUUUGCUCUGAAUGAUAUGCUGAAACAGCAGCUCACUCUAAUUCGCCAGUUUGUGCAAGUCAGUCGGCAUCUCUACUUAUCUGUUGUGGCCUCAAUAGAACAGGACAAUUACCAUUACACAACCUUGGAAGAAGCAAAAGAGUUUAUCAGAAGUCAUAGGUCGCCACCACUUACUUUGGAUGAGGCCUUGGAAGAGGUGCAGCAGGAAAUGAAACAAUAUCACUGCAUAUGAUGACCAACAAGACAGAAAUAAAUACUGCAUUGUUAAUGAUGGAGAAAAGAGCAGCUUCUGCAACUGAUACCCCUAUCAAUGCCACCUGUAAAACAUUUAACAUUCUGAUGCUCACUUAUUAACACCGCUCUUCAGACUUCAAACUAAUUACAAGUGGUCUAAUUCUGCAGUUAACACACCACAUUAUCUUACCGUGUACAGAUGGACCCUAUUAUCCCUGGCUAACUCCAAUAUUCAAUAGAAUCUACUUAAUUUUCAGUAUUUUUGCAUCAGUAAUAUUUAUAUGCCUAACAAAGCUUCACUACAAAAUUGUUUCAUGUUGUAACAAGUAUGUAUGAAUUGGUUACUUAGAAUUUAUAUUGGAUGUCCCAAAGUUUUUCACAGCCAUUUAAUUCCUUUGAACUGUAGUCACCUUUGUGAAUGUGGUAGCUAAUUUCUUACAAGACUCCACAGCCACCAAAUAACAUAAUUAACCAACUUAUUUCUUUGUGAUACUGGUUGAAAGAGGAACUUCAUCUAAGAUCUCCCACUGUUCAUAUAGUUCAUACGCACUCAUCUGAUUAGGCAUCCAGGGCCUCAGGUUUGAAAUCUUGCUUAAAAGUUAUACUCCUGAUGUACAACAAUCCUUCUGUAUUAUAUUUGUGUUAGCCUGGGUCCUAUGUAGAUUGGGACUUCAAACCAAAUUCAUCUUUCUUAGGAGACAGCAUCACAGAUCUGAACUAAGCUUACAUUUGAAGUUCUACAUCCAAUGUCCUAUUUUGUAAAUAGAACUCCUGAGUUUGUGAAGUUGGCAACAUUACUGGAUACUUACAAAGCUUAGUAUUUUUGAGUAAAACUUCCUUGUUUGAAAUUCCUCUUCAGACCAGGCCAUUUUACAUUCUGGGUAACAAUAAAUGCUAAAAUGUGCUUUGGUUCUUGGACUAAUGAUACCUGGAGAGAUUGAAAACUUUUAAAAGGAAAUUUGGACUUCUAGUAAAUAGUUCAAUGAAUGAUGGAAAACUUCAUACUUUAAAACAUUUACUGUAACAAACAGACUAAAAGCACUAUUGACCAAAGACACUUCAUUAUGGCAACUUGUGGUUUACUACAGAAUGGCAUGUUUAAUGCAGCCGAUACAGUGCACUUCACAGGUUUACUUUACACUGUCUUGUGAAGUAGACAUUUGACUUCUUUUUUCCUCUUUGGAAACAGUCUAAUAUGAUUAAUUACUCUAGAAAGUUUACUUUGGAACUCUCCUUUCUCAACCUGUUAACUUCUAACCCCAGCACUGUUAAUCAUGGUGAGAGUAUUACUGGAGAUUUUCCCUCUAGUACAAACUAGGCACUUGUACCAGAAUUUGGUCUUUUCAAUGUGAGCACAAGCUUCCACUUGCAUUUUGGGGAUUCCCCCACUUUUCCAGCAUGUUGGAGAUUCCCAGUUUAUCCACUGAUAGCACAGAGGUUAUUACUGUUGUCUCCAAGUGUAAACACCUUGUACCCUCUCCCGGUAAAACAUCGUAUAACCCUUUUAAUCUCUAGCAAUCAAACCACCCACGCUUGCAGAUCAGCUUCAGAGCAGGAUUUUACGAUAAAUUAAAGACAUAGUCACAAACCACAACAAUCUUUUAAACCUCAUUAUUGUAACAGACAUCUUGCUACAGAUUCAAAAGAAGCUAUGUUUGCAGUUGGCGUUACUGAAUCUGUGAAAAUGUCCCAGUACCAGAAGGUAUUUCAAAAGCAAAGGACUGUGCAUAUUUGAAAUAUGAAAUAAAAGGAAAAGAAAAUGCCAUUUAUACUCAGUUGGUCAUUUUUGUAUCUAUGGAGAAAGAAGCAGAAUUGAUUUUUCAGGUCAGUAAUCCUUUGUCAAAACUGGAAAACACUGGACAUAGAGCAGGUUGUAAGCAUUUAUAGAAACCUGGAAAGGGAAGAGGAGAGGAAAAGAAAAGAAUAAAAGCAAAGGUCAGUGCUAAGAUGAUUAAGAUAGAAGUAAUGAUGGUACAAGGCCAAAGGGGAGUGGAAACCAUCACAGCAAAGGCUGUUUGUUAUUAUAUCAGCUCUCACACCACCCCAGGCUGGUAAAAAUGAGCAUGCUUCUCUCUUCACCUAUCAGACCUGAAUGUGAAUCGUGGUUUCUGUUUUUAGAAUUUAAUAUUUCUCUGAAAACUUCCUCCAGCAAACCAACUACCACUUAAUCUACAAUGUCACAUGGGUGAAAAUGUCGUGGACAAAAUGUGCUUUCAUUCACAGGAUGUGGACCUUGCUGGCUGGCCCAACAUUUAGUGCCCAUCCAUAGUUACCCUUGAGAUUGUGGUGGUGAGCCACCUUCUUGAACCACUGCAGUCUAUUUGCUGUAGGUGGACUCACAAUGCUGUUUGGGAGGGAAUUCCAGGAGUUUGAUCCAGCGACAAUAAGGGAACCAUGACAUGUUUCCAAGUCAGAAUGGUGAGUGGCUUGGAGGGGAACUUGCAGGUGGUGGUGUUCUCAUGUAACUGCUGCUGUUGUCCUUCUAGAUAGAAGUGAUUGUGGGUUUAGAAAGUGCUGUUCAAAAAGCUUUGGUACACACUUCUGCUAUUGAGUGUUAAUGGCAAAGUGAGUGAAUGUUUAUAGAUGUGUUACCAAUCAAGUGGGCUGCUUUGUUCUGGACGGUAUCAAGCUUCUUCAGUGUUAGAGCGGCACUCAUCCAGGCAAGUGAGUAGUAUUCCAUCACGCUUUGAUUUAUGCCUUGUCAAUAGUAGGCAGGCUUUGGACCUGAGUUGAGUUGGAGUUGUUUCUCGCUGCAGGAUUCCUAGCCUCUACCUGUUCUUGUAGCCACACUAUUUAUAUUGUUAUUACCGUCUGGCUACUCGAGGUUCUCUCCCGUUGGCUCGUCUGUCUGUGUCGGCUCAUCUGUCUGUCAGCUUGUCUGCCUGACUGUUGGCUUUUCUGUCUCUUGUUCUUUCUUGCUGUCUGUCGUGUUCCAUGUGCCAUUCCCCUCGAGCUUCCCUCCUGUCUGUCUGUUCAACUGGACUUCCUUAUUCCUCUCUGCUUUCUUUCUGAGAUUGUUCCUGCAGUCACUUUGUCUUAACUUUGAGAAACUAUUUCAGCUAAAUCCAG